Molecule: messenger RNA, 2861 nt
Organism: Neurospora crassa OR74A
Lineage: Eukaryota; Fungi; Ascomycota; Sordariomycetes; Sordariales; Sordariaceae
Exons: 4
Coding region: 377-2206 (609 amino acids)
Source: RefSeq, a predicted model, not a curated record
UACCUAUCCACUUUUAUACCCCCGCAUGGUCCUUGAGCCAGUACCACAAUACGUGCCGCUCGUUAUCCUGAUCCUGGGCCACUCUCUAGGAGCGAAGGAGGCUUGCUCAUAUGAGUUGCUCGCCUUCCAGUACUAGAAAACCGUAUCCUUGCCCCACGCCCUGCCGUCUCAACCUUCUACAUACUUCUUCGUUUCAGACGUUCUCAGUCUGCUGCUUGUAUUUCUUAGAGCUCAUGUCCAAGUUGGACCAAAAGACCAGUCCUCUUCAUUCACCAACAGUCUAGAAGACGACCGUCUGGGUCCAGUUGCCGAGGACCACUACAUUGCCACCUCCAGUAUCUGCACGCCUUUCGAGCAUUUGCAGUUUCACCUCGACAUGACCAACGCCCAGUAUCUGAUGCCGAGCACACAUCAACAACGGAAGCGACUGCGUGUCCACGGCCUAACUCUCCCCGAUACGGCCGCUUGUGUGAGCGGCCCACAUACUGCUGCCUAUUCCUCCCCUGAGUUGGUCCCAUUCACUGUUUCGGACAUUUCUUCAUUCAACUUCCCAGCCACCGUCGACACAACCCUUCUAACACCAAUCUCUGGCUCUGAGAGCCCCCCUUUAGACCAAAUGUCGUCCCCAAAGAUGGAGCAUUACCACUCCUCUCAAUCUGCAAUGCCUCUCAAUGAGGUACCGACGCCUCCAAACACAGGAAGAAUGUAUUACAGUCCGUACACCAGUCAGGGUUCUCCUUCAAUGUCCGGUCUCCCAGCAGUAACAGAAGCCCAUCAAUACGAUCAGUCAUCGGCAUACAUAGCCCCCAACGCCCACCAUGCAACCUCUCCAAAAGCCGAAUUCCCACCGGGGCCUGCAGUCCUUUACUUUGGUUCCUAUAGCGUUUCUACCUCUCACGAUGCUGAGGUAUCGCAUCACCCUUUUCCGGAAUAUCAUCAUUUUCCCAGCGUCGACGUAGAUGCCUCGUCUGAAUAUUUGUAUAGAACGCAACAACCUCACCUGACCGUCCAUGGAUCUCCAAUGCACCAUCGGAUGGCCUCCAACGGUCAAGCGCCUCUCCUCACCCAUUCCAGUUCUACCCAGUACAGACCACAGUCAACCCCAAAGAUUGUUGGUUUUGAGGAACUGCGCGGUGAUCCCGCCCUGUUCUUACCGACAUAUCCUGCCCACACACCAACCAUUGCUCCAUCGAAGCGAAAGCGACAGGAGAAGGGCAAGAGCUCCAAACCUGGUAAAACAUCAUCUAUUUCAAAGGAGUCGCCACAUCCAGGGUACAUAGGUGGACCUGCUGCGAAUCAAGAUGAGCAAGGUGUUGAGGAGGAGCUAACCCUCCAUGAUGACGCACCGGAAGACGAUAAGUUCUUGUUCCAGCUCAGAAAGGAGCAUAUUUCCGAGAAGGGGAAGGGGAUGUGGGAAGAAAUGAAGGCCAAGUACUCAGAGAAGCAUCAGGGUAACUGGGAAAAGGCGGCACUGCAAAUGAAGGUAUCGCGCGCAGUAGCCAAAUUUGGUGUAUGGCCCGAACAAGAGAUCCAACGUUUGAAAGAAGCAUUCUUUCAAGACGAAGAGAAGAGAUACCAACGCCUCAUAGCCCACAUGAAGGAGAAGGGCGGAUGCAAGGUCUGGGACUGGAAGCCUCAACACAUUUCGGCCAUGCUUAUCAAGCUGGGCCUUGAGGAUGCCAAAGUAGAAGAAAAGACAGGAAUCCGGCGGCGCAAGAAGUUGGAAAAGCGAAAGCAUACAAGCCCGGUAUUGCAUGGCGGGACUGCUUACUCUACGCCACAUUUUCAGCAUCAGAACAUGGUAGCUGGCUGGUCCGAAGGAUCGGUUGGUCUUGGUCUCCGCCAUGUCUUUCCCGACAAUCAUUCCCAGCAGCAACCCCUGAUGAACACGGUAUCGACUAGUCAACUGCCCUCUCAUGGGCAACCUUUCUACGAGUUGACGAGCGACGAAAAGUUUCCCCAACUGACUUCCGAACAGUACUACGAAACUAUCGACCAGAUGUACAACGUUCCUGAAGACGAGAUUUCGAGUCCCGGUUUCACGGACGUAGCAGAUAGUGAUGAGAGAGCGGGCAAUGCUGCUACUAGCAGCGCUCACACUUCACGGCCGCCGACGAGAGAUUCGCAGAACGUUUACCGAAAACCUUCUACCGCGAAGUUGGCACAACAGGCGUGCGAGCAGCUGCUGCAAGGACGGCAACAAUAGUAAUUACAGCAAUUGCAGCAAUCGGGUGUCUUGGUCGAAUGUUUCGAGAAGGGAAUGGCAUGCUUCCACCGCGGCACAGCAACGGGUGACAAAUUGAUCACCGUGGCUAUUGGCCAUUUCCCCCGCCACCCGUACAUGGUUUUCUUUCAUUUCUGACGAUCCGAAUUUUCCCUUGUUCCUCCCUAAAAGUAUCCUUUAGUUUUCAUCCUGACGCUUGCUCUUCACACAUCCAUCACACGUGGCGUUGGGGGCUUUCUUCGGUUUUCUACAGAGGGUGCCCGGUCUUGAUUUUGGUUUCAUCUAACUGGGUGGCUUGCUUUUCCUUCCCCUUUUUUUUUUUUUUUUUUUUUUUAACGUUCUGGCAUGUUGAGGUCACCCAGCGAGAUGCGAGCUCUGCUGGGUUGCAGAGCACGAAGCAAGAAGAAACAAGUGAACAAUUGCCAAGGGCCCGAGCCGAGUUCAAGGGAUGAAGGGCAGCGAUGAGAGUAGCCCGCGUUUGCCAGCGAAAUGGGCGCUACAAUUUGAAGUCGAUAGCGUACAAACAAUAUGACGAAGAUGUGGUUAUUGCUCAUGUCUACCAUCGGAGAUGCUUACACAAACACUUUUCUGUAAUUGAAUCUGGUUUUUUCUCCAUUUCGUUCCUUCUCUUUUUUAA